AAGAAAUAAUUACAGAGGUUCUUGGCGCAUUUUAUGACGUCAUCACGCAUCUCCAUGGGCUCCUGGAUUUAAAAUUGAAACGCGACGCUUUUUAUCAACUGUAGCAUGAACUGGGAUCGACAGCUGAGCUCCAUCCUGUCAGCAGCAGAUGACAGUGUGGCCAAAACGAGGGAGAGACUGACCUUACUGGGGAACUCCUCCAAAAGAGAAGAAGAUUUUGGCACCCACGCCAUUCCGUCUUUGAGUCCACAACAAGGUCUUCCAUCCGUCAGUCCCAGUGUGCAGUGGUCAGACAUAGCCUCUAUACUUUCUCAGCUCCAGACACAAAGUCAGGCCAUUGAGUCCCUCACCAAGAAACUAAUUGAUGUGGAAAGGGACAAACAAUCUCAACAACGUCACAUCCAGACGUUACAAGUGGAGCUGUGUACUUUGCGUGAAGACCUGAGUGAAAGGAGAAGAGAGACUGAUGGUUGUCCAGGAGCGGAGCGGAGCAACCGGUACGGAGCGACAAUGCUCGACAUCCCGAAGGAGAGUUUGAGUUCCACGGUGUGCCGAGAGGAUGUGGAACACCUGCACAAUGAGGUGGACCAACUGAAAAUGCGCCUAAGGAGACAAGAAGAGGCCAUGAUGCUCCAGGAGAAAGAGGCCAGAGAGACACGGAGAAAGUACCAACAUACCUGCCAGAUGGUCCAGGAGCUAACAGACCGCUACAGAACUCACAACAAAGACCUGGCAAACAUUACCUCUGAGUGUUCUCACACACAACAGGAGGUCCGCCAUAUCAGCACCACUGUGUCGGAACUGGAAGGCGAGGUCAGGCGUCUCCGAGAGCGUGACUCUGUGCUGCCAGCGUGCACCUCACCCCUACACAGGAGUAGAGUCAAAGUUGAAGAGGAGCAUAGGGACUCCGACUCUGAAGACUUCAGCCUGACCCCAAGCUUGGCUGACAUCAGCUCAGAAGAUCUGUCACUACUGGAUGACUCACCUCCUCAUUACAAACCAGCAGAGCGUCAAUCCAGAGCAAGGACUGACUUUGAGGAUGAUGUUGAUGACGACGUGAACCCUGAUUUAGGAUCUGACCUGAGUCUGACUGACCUCUGACCUCUUUGUGUGAGGUCAGUGAUUUUCAGAAUGGGAAACAUAACAUCUUAGUGAUCCCACAAGGAAAUCUAGUAUGUUCCCAUGGUGUUUUAAUUGCAAAUACAUUUUGAAGUGUGAGAAAAGUGUUGUUUGGUCCCGUGUGACACGCCCACGCCGCCCGCUGUACUUACACCAAAACAAAACACAAGAAAUUUUGAAUACAAAGCAUAUGGCUGCUCUAAUGAGAAAACUUGAUCUACUUUUGUCAUAUAGACAGGAAAACUGCACUUGUCCAAUGUAACGAAUGCCAUAUAUCAAAUAAGGAGUGGGAUAGGAGGAUACAAAUGCAGCUACAGUGCUAACAUUAGACUCCUAUUUUAACAGCAUCAUGCUAAGGUAGCCUAGGGCUUCAGGCUUUCGUUUAAGAUGUGAAGUGAAGCAAAGAAGGACAGGAGAUACAUUUCAAAUAACCUUUAAUAAGAAGUUCAUAGUCCACAUUGAGCAGCAAAGCCUCAAAAUGCAGUGAUGACACUUGUAUAAACACAAAAAAUGCAGAAUUUCGAGAUGGAGUGUGUUCAUUUUAAUCAGGAUUUGCUGCACCCAACAGUAUAGUAUUUACAAUAUGAACAUUUUCUGAAAGGCCACAGUUCACUUUAUGAAAGAUGAACAACAUGCUCCAGGCUCGUCAGAUUUGCAUGUACAGUAUGGAUGAAUACAAAUGUUUAUUAAAAGGCACUGCAACCUGGAUGGACAUACUGUAUGCUACCCUCAUUGGACACUUCAUUGGGUACACCUGAACGUGUUGUAACCCAGCGGUGUUGAAAUUGAAACUGUUGGGGAGGGGAGGUUUCCACAUUGGCCUGCGACACAUUCUAAAAAUAUAUAAUUUAGCAAGCAAAAAUACAACAGCAAACAUUGAAAACUCAUUUUACAAGAAUAACGUUAAAAAAAAUCAUCUACGGGAAUAAUGUUGUAAUAUUAGAAGUGGAACUAACGUAAUUUUAGUAGCAUAAAGUUGAAAUAUUCAUGAAACAAAAUUCACGUUCUAAUAUUAUGAGAAACACAACUAUUUGUAUUUUUUGAAAAAUUAGCUUGGGGAAAAACUUACAAUGUUAGGGGAAUAAAGUCACAGUUAUAAGAAGAAAAUGUACAAGAAGAAAGUUGAAAUGGCAGAAAAAAACAAAUCGCAGAACUGGACAAAACAGCUGUAAUUUUAUGAGAAUAAAGUCAAAAUAUUAUGGAAAAACAUCAUACUGCAACGAGAAAGUACCAAUUUUGUAAUAUUAUCAGGAAAAAUGUCAUUUUAGGAGCAUGGAGUUUAAGUAUUUAAAAAGAAAAACAAUGUUUUUAAAGAAAAACAAUGAAACUAAAUAAAAAAUUAAUUUUUUGUUAAGUUAGGUUGGGGAGUAAGUUAUAAUAUUUUGAAAAUAAAGUUAAAAUAUUGUUUGAAUAAAGUCAUAAUACUAUGAGAAGAAUAUUUAAGAAAGAAAUGGAGAUAUUUGGAAAAAUAAACGACAACAAUGGUGGGAAUAAUACUAAUAGGCUUUUUCACUUAUGUCACAAACCUGAGAUAAAUGGCUCUUGGAUCCUUUCAUAUUUCAGGAUGUGGACAGCCCUGCUCCACAAGAUCUAACACUAGAGAGGUAUGUCAUGAACUUUUGGGCCUGUACCACUGAAAAUGACUCAUAAAUAAUUAUAUAUUAGACAAAUGACUAAUUAUUUCUAAUUUGUUUAAUUGAUUAAGUUUAAACCUGACAAUAAAAUUAAAUAACAUUAAUUAUGUCCACUAAAUUAUAUGCAAACACAUUAAAAUAUUGUAUCAAGCAUUAUUUUUGUAAUACAGCUCUUUUUUAUUGAUUGUGCAAAUGUACCUAAAUAGUAUACAAACAGAGUAACAUACAAAUUAAAGAUAGAAUUAAAUAACUCCAGUCUCCCACACACUUAAAACACAGCUAAAAAUGCACACACACAGCUUUGUCUGCACGCCUGCACAAACACACAUUUCUCAUAUACACAAGCACACUGAAAAAAAAUAAAGUGCAACCUCAUUAAAAAAAAAAAAAAAAUCGACAGUCAAGCUGUUUUGUUAUUUUCUCCUCUUGGGCCUGCACGUCACCCUAAAAGACUUCAGUUCUCCCAGCCUUAAUUAGAUUAUAUUUGAGAAAGAGAGCAGAGCGUCUGGCAGGACUUCUGAGUGAUGGACAGAAUCAUGUCUUCUCUUCUGUCCACUCGGGAGAAAUAAAAUCACCCCCCACAAAUGGCUGAAAAUAUUCAGUAAUGAGCAGAGGCACAGGUCCAAAUUGUACUUAAAAAGACCAAAAAUAGACUUUUGCUACAGAACCUGAUGUCCUCGUUGUCCACUGUAUCCUCCAUCAGCGCUUAUCUUAAAGAUCUGCAUAAAUAGGAGCUACCCUCGUACUGUUUCAAACCUGGAUUCUUCCGGGACAGCAUUCACAAGAAGACAGACCAAAACUAAAACAAAAAAAUACCCUGGAAGAAAGGAGCUUUUUGGGGAGUUUUGCCGCACGUCCGUAUAUCAGUAGCUGUACAUGGACAAAGGUGUUUCCUCCAUCAUGUCGUCCUAAACGGGAAACACAUGCAAGACAAGACAUGCGAGAAUAACUAAAACAGGUAGCCAUUUCUGGUUGUUUGGUUGCGAUCACACCAGUCCUCUCUCACGCACCAUGGGUAAGUCCUGUAGCCUGCGGAACUCUGGUCUGUUGUCUCUUCGCCGCAGCUUGAGGAACAGGAGCAGGGUGAUGAUGGCAGCAGUGAUGAUGAAGGCUGACACCAGGCCGGCCAAGAGGGGAUCCAGUGUAGGGGCGUCAGGGACCAUGACGGCUGGGAUAGAAAAUACAUAGGGUGACAUUUCUCUUCUUGACCUUGACUUGACAAGGUCCACAUGGUCCAACCGCAGGGGAAAAAGUGCCUUUUUUUGUUCAUGUAGGUGUGGUUAGGUUUCUCCCUUAAUAAUACAAAGUUGAAUUUAAAAACUGCAUUUUGUGUUCAGUUGUGUUGCCGUUGAGUAAUAUUUAAAUUUGUUGGAUGAUCUGAAACAUGCAUUAUAUGCUGCCCAUACCGAUCCUGAUAAUCCAUGAGUGAACACAUCGAUACCAGAACGUGAACAAAAUGCUGGUAUCCACAACUCACGUUUUGCUUCACUCACCAUGGAGUCAGAAGUGGUAGUAGAGGGUACGUGCAUCACACGUUGUCCAUAUCCCGAUGGAGCCCCGCACACAACAAAAGUUCUUCUUGUACUAAAAGUGCUACAUAGUGUCUGCAUGCUCCCAAAUUCGGACUGAGGCGGUACUCAGGCAGGGGCUUUAUGACCGCUGCCUGAUGGAUGAUCACAUCAUGAGCCUCAAACUCACCACACCCUGCCAAGUGCUAGGACCAAUCUAAAGCUUUUCAAAUCGCCACCCGGGUGAGACAUUUUUUGCCGCACGUUUUGCAGGGGGCAAAACUUGCAUCACUGUCACAAAGACAGGAAGUCCCACACACAGCAGACCUACUUUUUGUGGGGCUGAUAUGCGUUUUAAAGCAAGUAUCGGCCGAUAUAUGUAGAUACCGUGCUUUUUCACUGAUAUCGGCAGAUACCGAUCGGUGGCCGAUCAGUCGCAGCACGAAUGCAUAAAUGUAAUUGACAACCUACUUGACCCUUGAGGACACUUUACAAGAUACAGAGAAAAACAAAAAUGGAUUCUUUCAUUAUUAGACAGUGUACGUAUAUCGUGGAUGCAUAACAUCUUUUUUAAAAUCUAGAUUUCAUUCAUUCAUUUUCUACCACUUUUUCCUCACGAGGGUCGCGGGGGGUGCUGGAGCCUAUCCCAGCUGUCUUCGGGCGAGAGGCGGGGUACACCCUGGACUGGUCGCCAGCCAAUCACAGGGCACAUAUAGACAAACAACCAUUCAC
Molecule: messenger RNA, 4993 nt
Organism: Doryrhamphus excisus (bluestripe pipefish)
Lineage: Eukaryota; Metazoa; Chordata; Actinopteri; Syngnathiformes; Syngnathidae
Source: RefSeq, a predicted model, not a curated record